AUGUGGGCGCUGACUUUGUUGCUAUUAACAUCGGCACAAUCACUCGGAGAGGAUGUUCAAGUUUUCAUCGAAGAGGAACAUCAUGAGGUUAUUUUACACUGGAUAAGCGCUCUCGAGCGGAAGGGGUGGCCAAAAGCAGAUUUGAUCCACAUUGAUGGACACAGUGACAUGGAUUAUCCAGAACUUGUCAACAGUCUGCCGGUUGGACAUGUCCCAAACUCGCCGAGCCAAAUUUCCGCAAUGAUGCAACGCAACGACCAAUUCAUUCAGGCAGCCAUUGUGGGCAACUUGAUUCGCUCCGUUUAUAUAAUUCUUCCCACGUGGACUUCCAACGAAAGUGUCGCCUUCAAUGCCUCGAUUGGUAAAACAUCCAAAAAUUUCACUAACAGGCACCAGCUCUGCCUCUGCUUUACCGACCAAAACUCCAACAAGAAUGAAACCUGCCAAACCCGAAGUCUGGGAUCUGAAGACACAGAACUGCAAAUUUUACCUCACCUCUGCACACCUCGAAUUUCCUCAUACCGUCACGUGGAACUGAAUUCUUACACUGCUGUUAGGGGUACGCUCCAACGAAUGCUUCAAAAGCAGGAUCCGGCUACCCUGAUCAUCGAUAUAGACGAGGAUUUCUUUGGGGUUCAACUUCCGGCUUCAAGUCUUCUCCAGAAUGAUUGUGAUCUGAUCGACCUUUUUGAAAUCUCCAACACAUUUCAUAGUAUUUUCUGUCCUCCGGUCAGUAUGACUGGAGCAGAAGAACUCGAGAUCGAUUCCUGGUUUCAGCAAACCAUCAAGUCAUUCGCCAUGGCUGGAUGCUUUUCUCCUACUGUGUGCUUAGAUAUGUAUUAUAACUCCAGUCUUCCAAUCUGCUGUCGGAACAAAGCAUUAAAGGCAAUAUCAGAGACGGGAAUAUGCUUGGAAGCUGCCAGCAGAACUUUCCAGACCAAACCGAAAAUAGGCCUUUGUUUAGGGCACAAUCUUCCAGGAGCUUCUGUUGUUCCGGAGUUUGUUCCAUCCUACAAAAAUAUCGUAGGACUGGCUCGGAAUAUGACUCGCAUCCUGAAUGCUACCCUUGCCAGAAGACCAAUUGUUAUCACAAUUGCGAGGUCGUCUCGGGACGGUUAUGUGGUACGAAAGUUGCAACCGAUGAUUGAAUUGGCAAUCAAGAUGGUACUGAAACGUGUGUUUAAUCUCACGGAUGCAAAUUUCCACUAUUCAGAUUAUUUGGCUGGUGGCAAAAUUGGUUGGGUGGAUCGCUAUCGUGAAACAAUCAAAAUAUGA
Echinococcus granulosus is the source of this 1275-nucleotide messenger RNA. RefSeq lists its product as hypothetical. The transcript is spliced from 5 exons. Lineage: Eukaryota; Metazoa; Platyhelminthes; Cestoda; Cyclophyllidea; Taeniidae. The record is from RefSeq and is a predicted model, not a curated record. Bases 1 to 1275 code for a protein of 424 amino acids.